Cokeromyces recurvatus is the source of this 1834-nucleotide messenger RNA. RefSeq lists its product as uncharacterized. The transcript is spliced from 7 exons. The coding region runs from base 337 to 1650 and encodes 437 amino acids. The record is from RefSeq and is a predicted model, not a curated record. Gene Ontology annotation, biological process: protein transport. Gene Ontology annotation, cellular component: cytoplasm. Lineage: Eukaryota; Fungi; Mucoromycota; Mucoromycetes; Mucorales; Mucoraceae.
AUUUAUUAUUAAAAAAAAAAAAAUGCCAAAUAGUUUAACAAAUUUAGCAGAUAGUAUUGAACCAGGGAGCAUAUCACAUACGAUUGGGAAUUUGGCUCGUGUAGCGACAACACGCCACCAUCACUCAGCUCAUUUAAGUAGUACAGCUUUACCUGUACCACAACCACCUCAACAUACAAAUGUCGCCGUCCAUUCUCAUGAGCAUGCUCAUUCAGUAGAGUUAUCCUCGAGUGCUCCUAAUCAUUACUCUCAAUCCAUCACCAAUACUUUUCUCAUCUCGAUAAUAGACGUAAUUCACAAGUGAGUCUAAGUGCUGUGGAUGGUUCUUCUAAUAAUAUGGUAAUCGAAUUUGAUAGUGGUGCUCAUGUCAUCGUAAGACCUAAUCGAAUCAUUCGAGGGAAGGUUAUUUUGACAGCUGUUGAACGCUUAUACGUAACGAAAAUUAGAAUUAAGUUUCGUGCAGAAGAAAUUGCUAUUGUAAGAAUUGAUGAAGGAGGAGGAGAAAUUAGAGGAUUUGAUAGAUUACAUGAAAAAAUUACAACCUUUUUUGAAGUGGAAUGGAAACUAUGGGGAAAUGAUAGUACAGAUUAUUCACAAGCUGCUUGGGAUGAAUUAGAACCGGGGAAAUAUGAAUUUCCUUUUGCUUUAAAGUUUCCAAAUGUGAAUUACCCACCUUCCAUGGAAGAACCAAAAGGAUUUAGUAUUCGUUAUGUUUGGACAGCACAAGUAAAUGGACCUGGUCUUCAAUCAGGACUUAAAAGUAGAGAAUAUUUAACACCUUAUAGACCUAUUAUUGUAUCUACUCCAGAUCGUGAGUGGGAAUAUAAAAAGACAUUAAUGAACGAUAAAAAGACAGCAAUAGCGGAAGUAGUUGCAAAAUUAAUUAAACAAUCUUAUUGUCCUGGUAAUAUUCAUAUAUACUUGCGUGUGUGUGUGUGUGUGUAUGAACCAUUUAUAAUGCAUUUGAAAAUAGUACCAAGUCAAACAGAUUCUAAAAUUACUUCAGUGAUAUUUAAAUUCCGUAAGCACCAUGAAGGUAAAAUGCUUGUAUUAAGGGGAACUGCUUUUAGAGAACAUAUUCGAGUUGUAUUACAAGGACAUGCACCAGUUUCUAGCACAGAUUCUAAAUUUGAAGACGAUAUUGCAUUUGAUGUUCCUACACGACUUGUGUCCCCUUCUUUCAUAUCUCAUCAUACAAGAGUAUAUUACGAUUUACAAUUUCAAGUAUCGAUUGAACAUGGAGGAGGACUAUUUAGAUCCACUCAUAUUGCCGAGUUUUCAAUUCCAAUUACUAUUGCUAAUUUACCUUAUGAUCAAUUACUACGUAUUCCCAGAUUAACCUCUAUUGAAACAUACAAGACUAGUAAAGAAUGUCCCCAAUUCUUUGAUCCUACUUUAGAUGAACCGCCUAAUCAAACAGGCUUGCCAAGUGAACUCUAUGGUACCAUCCAAGCUGCCUUAAUGACCUCUACUCCUAGAGACGAUCCACCCAAUUACUUUAGUAUUCCUACUUUACCACCACAAUUUGAAAUACGUAAAGAACGUAAAGAGAGAUCCAUCUAUUUAACACGUUCAAUAAAAAGUAGUGCACAAGGAUCUGAAUUAGUAGAAGCCAUGGUCAUUCCAGGUUUAUUUGAUGAAAGCUGGUAGAAUAUACACAUAUCAUUUAACCUAUUUUAAUCUGCAUGCAUCUAUCUAUAUGCCUUUAUAUAUAUAUGUGUGUAUGUAUAUUCAUAUAUACAUCUAUUUUUUGUAAGUCUUAUGUUGCCAAGUUGACCACAUCCUUUAUGUAUAUAAAUAUAAAUUUAUAUAAAAAAAAAAAAGAGUUUUAUUA